This is a messenger RNA of Parnassius apollo (apollo), 1470 nucleotides long. The record is from the annotation of a GenBank genome assembly. Lineage: Eukaryota; Metazoa; Arthropoda; Insecta; Lepidoptera; Papilionidae.
AUGCAUUUAAAAUAUUUAAUAAUAUUGUUAUUGGAGAUAGUAUUAUUAGUCGAUGGAGGUAAACACUUUAGACUUGGACGAAGUAAAGGUGGGAAUUUAGGUGCACCCGGCAAUUACUCGGGUGAAACAUUACCACCUGCCGAAUGGUUUAUACAAAAAUUAGAUCAUUUUAGCCCUACCGAUUUAAGGACUUGGAAACAGAGAUAUUAUGUGAAUGAUAGCUUCUAUGACUAUAAAAAUCCGGGUCCCAUAUUUCUUAUGGUCGGUGGAGAGGGCCCAGCUGAUCCGAGAUGGAUGGUUAAAGGCACUUGGAUUGAUUAUGCUAAAACUUUUAAAGCUCUCUGUAUCAACUUAGAGCAUCGAUAUUAUGGAGAGAGCCACCCCACUGCUGACCUUAGCACAAAGAACUUGCAAUACUUAUCGUCUAGCCAAGCAUUAGCAGACCUGGCGAACUUCAUCACAGUAAUGAAUGAGAAGCUCAAAUUAAACAAGGAAGUAAAAUGGGUGGCAUUUGGCGGAUCUUACCCUGGAUCAUUGGCUGCUUGGUUGCGGAUGAAGUAUCCCCACCUGGUAUUUGCAGCUGUUUCCUCCAGUGGACCAUUAUUGGCGAAAGUCAAUUUCAUGGAGUAUUUUCAAGUGGUGGUGAAUGCGCUGCGUGAGAAAACGGGUGGGGAGGAAUGCGUCGAUCAGCUGCGUCUUGCGCACAAACAGAUAGAGGAUAUGAUGAAGACUGAGCCGGAUGCUAUUGAAAAGGAAUUUAGGGUUUGCAAACCGUUUGUUAGAGCUACAAAGAACGAUUUGAAGAAUUUUUUCAACUCCAUAGCGGAUGACUUUGCGGACUUGGUCCAAUACAACGAAGAUAAUCGUAUCAGCUCUGACAGCAAGUACAGAAAUAUCACUGUUAAUACUGUAUGUAAAAUGUUGACGGAGCCCGGCGAAAGUUCAGCCUACAAACGUCUGGCUGCCUUUAACUCAAUCAUGUUGGACAAAGCUAACCAGACAUGCAUGGACUACAGUUACAACAACAUGAUCAAUGACUUGAGGAAUAUAACUUGGGGAUCGGAGGGAGCCCGUCAGUGGAUGUACCAGACGUGCACCGAGUUUGGUUUCUACCAAACCUCAUCCGGCGAGGUGGAGGUGUUCGGUGACCACUUCUCUUUGGACUUCUUUAUACAGCAGUGUCAAGACGUUUUCGGUGCAAAAUUCAACGAAGAUUUCAUAGAUAAUGUGGCAGACUGGACCAACAGUUACUACGGAGGGCUGGGCAUCUCGGUGAGUCGCGUUGUGUUCGUCCACGGCUCCAUAGACCCUUGGCACGCGCUCGGAUUGACAACUACAGAGGAUAACGACGCUCCUGCUAUAUACAUACACGGUACCGCUCACUGUGCGAACAUGUACCCGGCCAGCGAAAGCGACCCUCCCGAAUUGACGGAAGCACGUCUUGAGAUACGACAGUUAAAUGUAAAAUAA